Messenger RNA from Verticillium nonalfalfae, 1071 nucleotides. RefSeq names its product GTPase-activating protein S13 (gene SEC13). NCBI's taxonomy places the organism in Eukaryota, Fungi, Ascomycota, Sordariomycetes, Glomerellales, Plectosphaerellaceae. The record is from RefSeq and is a predicted model, not a curated record. The transcript has 5 exons. Gene Ontology annotation, molecular function: protein binding; structural molecule activity. Gene Ontology annotation, biological process: protein import into nucleus; COPII-coated vesicle budding; positive regulation of TOR signaling. Bases 1 to 1071 code for a protein of 356 amino acids. Gene Ontology annotation, cellular component: COPII vesicle coat; nuclear pore outer ring.
AUGGUGACGCCGCUUCGGUGGCUCGGCUUAGGUCCAACUUCAAGAGACACGAAAUGUGGGGUCUCUAUUUUGGCAGGGGUAGUCCCCGUUGAUAAGACUGGAGCGUUGAAAACAGACGGUAAGACCUGUUACCAGCAUAAGCAGCAGCUGACAGGGGAGGUCCAGGCUACCAGUCAUACCAUCGCAAACUCGGGUCACGACGACAUGAUUCAUGAUGCUGUUCUCGACUACUACGGGCGCCGGCUCGCAACCUGUUCCAGCGAUCGUACAAUCAAGAUCUUUGAGCUCGAGGGCGAAACUCAACGUCUCGUUGAAACGCUUAAGGGACACGAGGGAGCAGUAUGGUGCGUCGCAUGGGCGCAUCCCAAGUACGGCAACAUUCUAGCAUCGGCAGGAUAUGAUGGCAAGGUGCUCGUAUGGAGGGAACAGGCGGGUUGGCAGAAGAUAUUCGAUUUUGCCUUGCACAAGGCGUCGGUGAACAUUGUAUCCUGGUCACCACACGAGUCGGGCUGCCUGCUGGCAUGCGCCUCGUCCGAUGGCAAUGUCAGUGUUCUCGAGUUCAGAGACAACAAUUACGACCAUAUCACCUUUCAGGCACAUGGGCUUGGCGUCAACUCUGUCUCGUGGGCCCCAGCUACGGCACCGGGGAGCAUUGUGGGCAGUUCUCCCGGACCCGGGUCGACGGGCGCUCGACGAUUUGCCACUGGAGGUUGCGACAACCUCGUCAAGAUUUGGUCCUUCGACUCGACAUCCCAGGCAUACAAGCCGGAGGGCGAUGCUCUGCAGGGCCACACGGACUGGGUGCGCGACGUUGCCUGGUCUCCGACUGUGCUCCAAAAGUCAUACAUUGCAUCAGCUUCGCAGGAUAAAACAGUCCGUAUCUGGACGUCCGACUCCUCUGCCCAAGGCCAGUGGGCCUGUAAAGUUCUCAGCUUCGACUCAGCUGUGUGGCGAGUGAGCUGGUCGCUGAGUGGAAAUGUCUUGGCAGUGAGCGGAGGCGAUAACAAGGUGACCCUUUGGAAGGAGAAUCUGAGGGGCGAGUGGGAAUGCGUGAAGAGCAUUGAAGAGUAG